Brassica oleracea var. oleracea is the source of this 900-nucleotide messenger RNA. RefSeq names its product ras-related protein RABH1e. Gene Ontology annotation, molecular function: GTPase activity; GTP binding. The record is from RefSeq and is a predicted model, not a curated record. The coding region runs from base 87 to 707 and encodes 206 amino acids. The transcript has 6 exons. NCBI's taxonomy places the organism in Eukaryota, Viridiplantae, Streptophyta, Magnoliopsida, Brassicales, Brassicaceae.
UGUGUGGUUGGCGGUUACAAUAGAGAGCCGAUCAUAAAGACGCGUGUGUGGAAUCCCAAAUCUGAAUCGCAAAACUCAGAUCUGGAAUGGCGGCGGUGACACCAUUAGCGAAGUACAAGCUCGUCUUCCUCGGAGAUCAAUCCGUGGGAAAGACCAGCAUCAUCACUCGUUUCAUGUACGACAAAUUCGACACCACUUAUCAGGCAACUAUUGGGAUUGAUUUUUUGUCAAAGACAAUGUACAUGGAGGAUAGGACUCUUCGUCUCCAGCUAUGGGAUACUGCUGGACAGGAGAGGUUUCGAAGUCUGAUUCCAAGUUAUAUCAGAGAUUCUUCUGUUGCUGUUAUUGUCUAUGAUGUUGCAAAUAGGCAGUCAUUCUUGAACACCUCUAAGUGGAUUGAGGAUGUUCGUACAGAGAGAGGUAGCGAUGUCAUCAUUGUUCUCGUGGGUAACAAAACAGAUCUCGUUGACAAGAGGCAAGUGUCAAUAGAGGAAGGGGAUAACAAAGCUCGUGACUUUGGAGUAAUAUUCAUUGAGACGAGUGCAAAGGCAGGAUUUAACAUCAAGCCACUCUUCCGCAAGAUUUCAGCAGCAUUACCAGGAAUGGACACACUUUCAACAAAACAAGGUGAUAUGGUUGAUGUCAACUUAAAGUCUUCGACCAAUGCGUCUCAAGCGGAGCAACAAGGAGGUGGCUGUUCGUGUUGAUUGAAAUUUAAAUAUACUUUAACAGCAACAGAGUAGAACAAAGGAUUCAUUACUUGAUUCUGGUAUAAGGAAAUAGAUUUUUACUUGAGAAACUCUUACUAUUCUUUAAAUGUUUUUUCAAUAUCGAGCUGUGUAAUAAUGAUGCUUAAAAAACUUGACAAGAAUUGCUCAUCUCGAUUGCUCAAUUUUUUUA